UACGCAAAGCGGCAAAGGUAGGCAGCGACGACGAGUCCACCACCGCUCCACUCCCCGCCCCGGCACUCGCUAAUCACUUCGCCGGGUUUAAAACCGCACCAGAUCCGACGAGCCAGCCGAGUCGAUCCGCCGGCCACCGACGCGCGCCGCGGCACCGAAGCUUCCUCCCUUCCUUCCUUACGCCUGACCCGCGAUCUCGAUUGGGGAAUGGGGGUGGAGGAGGAGGAGGGCGCCAUCAACGGCGGCGAGGAAGGGCCCGGCCUCGCGGCGGCGCCGCACGACCGCUGGGUCCUGCUCCGCCCCGCCCAGGGCUCCGCCCGCCCCUCCGCCCGGUACAAGCAUGCCGCGGAGGUGGUUCAAGACAAGCUGUAUGUGGUCGGGGGAAGCCGGAAUGGCCGUUCUCUGUCAGAUGUUCAGGUUUUUGAUUUCAGGACAUCCAAGUGGUCAGCGUUGCUGUUAAGUCCUAGUCGAGAUUCAAACCAGCUGAAUCUUGAAAAUAAUGCCGGAAACCAGCCGUUCCCAGCAUUAGCAAGCCAUAGUAUGGUCAAGUGGAGGAAUAUGCUUCUGGUUGUAGCUGGGAACUCCAGAGCAUCAACAUCGAAUAAGGUUUCAGUUUGGUUUAUCGAUCUGGAAACAAAUAGCUGGUCUGCUGUUGAUACAUAUGGAAAAGUUCCAAUGGCUCGAGGUGGGCAAUCUGUAACACUAGUCGGUUCUCGAUUAAUAAUGUUUGGUGGAGAGGAUAAUAAGAGGAGGCUUCUGAGUGAUCUUCAUGUACUUGACUUGGAGACAAUGAUUUGGGAAGAAGUUAAAACAGAAAAAGGUGGCCCAGCUCCUAGGUAUGAUCAUUCGGCUGCUGUUUAUGCUGAACAUUAUCUUUUAAUCUUUGGCGGUUCCUCUCACUCCACAUGCUUCAACGAUCUGUACUUACUUGACUUGCAAAGUCUGGAGUGGUCUCAACCUGACACUCAAGGUGCACAUAUAACUCCUAGGAGUGGCCAUGCUGGUAUGAUGAUUGACGAAAAUUGGUACAUAGUUGGUGGUGGAGAUAAUGCCAGUGGUUCCACUGAUACAAUCGUAAUGAACGCUUCCAAGUUUGUCUGGUCUGUUGUCACUACUGUGUCAGUUCGAGAUCGACUUGCUUGUGAGGGUCUCACUCUUUGUUCAACCACAGUUGAUGGCGAAAAGUUUCUAAUUGCCUUUGGUGGUUACAAUGGGAAGUACAACAAUGAGAUCUUUGUGAUGAAACCCAAACCAAGAAACUUUGUGCAACCUCGGCUUUUCCAAUCUCCAGCAGCCGCUGCUGCUGCAGCUUCUGUGAAAGCUGCCUAUGCUGUUAUAACUGCUACUGAUGAGAAAACUAAAGAUAUUGUUGCUACUGAUGAUUUGGAUGUGAAGAGAGCUGAACCUGGAAGUUCUUCCAAACAAAUGGUUGCCGAAAUUGACGCACUUAAUGGGGAGAAAGGAGAACUAGAGUCUCGACUGGCAGAAGUUCGCACUGAAAACUCAAAGCUAAAGGAUAAACUAGAUAUGGUGAAGUUGUCCUACAAUGAAUUAACAAAGGAACUUAGAUCAGUUGAGAAUCAGCUAGCUGCCGAGGGCUCAAGAUGCCAGAAACUGGAGUCCCAAAUUGCUGCUGCGCAUAAAAGGUUGGAGUCUGCCAGUUCUCUGGAGAAUGAACUGGAAGCCUUGCAGCAACAAAUAUCUCAGGCUGAACAAACCAUGACGACUUCUCAGAGACGGAAAUCUGGGGGCGUAUGGAAGUGGGUGGGAGGAAGUGCAGAGGUCUCCGACAAUGAAUAG
Aegilops tauschii subsp. strangulata is the source of this 1800-nucleotide messenger RNA. RefSeq names its product acyl-CoA-binding domain-containing protein 4. NCBI's taxonomy places the organism in Eukaryota, Viridiplantae, Streptophyta, Magnoliopsida, Poales, Poaceae. Gene Ontology annotation, molecular function: protein binding. The record is from RefSeq and is a predicted model, not a curated record.